GGUCACUCCUGGAAGCAAGGCCGCCGUAGCUAAUUUAUGUAUUGGAGACAUUAUCACAGCCAUCGAUGGAGAAAAUACCAACGGGAUGACGCAUUUAGAAGCUCAGAACAAAAUCAAGGGUUGCACAGACAACAUGACUCUCACAGUAACCAGAUCUGAACAAAAAAUUUGGUCUCCUCUAGUGACUGAGGAAGGGAAACGCCACCCAUACAAGAUGAAUUUAGCCUCUGAACCCCAAGAGGUCCUACACAUAGGAAGUGCCCACAACAGAAGUGCCAUGCCCUUUACUGCCUCACCUGCCUCUGGCACUGCCCCCAGGGUCAUCACCAACCAGUACAACAACCCAUCCGGCUUGUACUCCUCUGAGAACAUCUCCAACUUCAACAAUGCUGUGGAGUCAAAGACUGCAGCCAGUGGAGGAGAGGCCAAUGGCAGACCCGUGGACCAUGCUCAGGUGUCAGGGGGCCUAAUCAUCGACAAGGAAUCUGAGGUUUACAAGAUGCUGCAGGAGAAGCAGGAGUUGAAUGAGCCCCCGAAGCAGUCCACUUCGUUCCUGGUUCUGCAGGAAAUCUUGGAGUCAGAUGAAAAAGGGGACCCCAACAAGCCCUCCGGAUUUAGAAGUGUGAAAGCUCCAGUCACCAAAGUGGCUGCCUCGAUUGGAAAUGCUCAGAAGCUGCCCAUGUGUGACAAAUGUGGCACUGGCAUUGUCGGGGUGUUCGUGAAGCUUCGAGAACGUCAUCGCCACCCCGAGUGUUACGUGUGCAGCGACUGUGGCACCAACCUGAAGCAGAAGGGCCAUUUCUUUGUAGAGGAUCAGAUCUACUGUGAGAAGCACGCCCGGGAGCGGGUCACUCCCCCUGAGGGCUACGACGUGGUCACCGUGUUUCCCCAGUGAUGCACAGGCCACGCCGACUGGGCUCCGACUCCUCUGCGGACAGCCCGCUGGCCUCCCUCU
This is a messenger RNA of Dipodomys ordii (Ord's kangaroo rat), 955 nucleotides long. RefSeq names its product PDZ and LIM domain 1 (gene Pdlim1). Gene Ontology annotation, cellular component: Z disc; stress fiber; adherens junction. Lineage: Eukaryota; Metazoa; Chordata; Mammalia; Rodentia; Heteromyidae. The transcript has 7 exons. Gene Ontology annotation, molecular function: actin binding; muscle alpha-actinin binding. The coding region runs from base 86 to 895 and encodes 269 amino acids. Gene Ontology annotation, biological process: muscle structure development; heart development; actin cytoskeleton organization. The record is from RefSeq and is a predicted model, not a curated record.